UUAUGACUUGUCUCUACCUUAAAAGCCUGUGAUUUGUUGUCACUCCCAAAAUCACAACACAUUUGCCUUGUCAAUAGAAUUUCCAAAUAUUUAUUUCUUCAAUACAUUUUCCUAAACAUUCAACCUUUCACCUUCAAUUCUUGUCAAACUCAAAUUUUUUCAUAGACCCUUUUCAACAAUUUUCAAGCUUUUUCAAUUAUUCACAACUCCAUUAUAAUUGGAUACAAUUUCUUUAAAUUGGUCUUUUAUUUUCCAUACCCUUUUGGUUUGUUUCAUAGAACAAGGUUCUAUUGAGUCUUUGAAUGCCAAACUUGUAAAGGAAAAAGAAAAACAACUCAAACAUGCUUGGUUGCAAAUUGUAGCAUCAUUUCUUUAUUUUGGCUUCAAAUAUUCGAGGCUAGAGAUGACUUCACACCAUGAAAAUUCCGAUAUGAAAGAUGUAUCAGGUCCACAAAAAAGAUUAAACAAUCUGAUGCAUCAAGCUGGAAACAAGUAUUGCGCCGAUUGCGGAACUCCAGAACCAAAAUGGGUAUCUGCAAGUCUUGGAGUAUUUAUUUGUAUCAAGUGUUCUGGCAUACAUAGAAGUCUAGGAGUUCACAUAUCAAAGGUUGCAUCAUUGAAGCUAGAUCAAUGGUCAAAUGAGCAAGUUGAUGCAUUAGAGAAGUUGGGUGGAAACACAUUGUUAAAUAAAAAAUAUGAAGCUUGUCUCCCAAGUAAUAUAAAAAAACCAAAACCACAUACAUCAAUUGAAGAGCGCUCCGAAUAUAUUAGGAAAAAAUAUGAGCAACUACAGUUCGUAGAGUGUGAUGAAAAAUUAUCAUGUGCAAUUGUACCGUCUCAAGGAAGAAGUUUAGCAUUGUUACAGAGUAGUUCUUCAUGUUACACAUAUCAUAUCGACAACAAAAAAUACGAUAAAGCUCCGACAAAACAUCGUAUUGGACACGCAUUUCGAAAUAGUUGGGCAAGAAAAGAUUCUGAUCACAAGUCGGCUUCAAAGAAGAGUACCUCACUGGCAGGUAUGGUUGAAUUUGUUGGAUUGAUUAAGGUUAAUGUUGUGAAAGGAACUCACCUUGCGGUUCGCGAUGUAAUGACUAGUGACCCUUAUGUCAUCCUUUCUUUGGGGCACCAAUCAGUAAAAACGCGCGUUAUAAAGAACAAUUUGAAUCCAGUUUGGAAUGAAAGUCUAAUGCUAUCAAUUCCAGAGAACAUUCCUCCCCUUAAAGUGCUAGUGUAUGAUAAGGAUACAUUUUCAACUGAUGAUUUUAUGGGUGAGGCUGAAAUAGACAUUCAACCACUAGUUUUAGCUGCAAUUGCAUAUGAGAAAUCAACAAUCAAUGAGUCUAUGCAGCUUGAGAAAUUUGUAGCAAGCAAGGACAGAAGUCUUGUUAGAGAUGGUAUCAUAUCUCUUCAUGAAGGGAGGAUCAAACAACAAAUCUCAGUGAGGCUACAAAAUGUUGAAAGAGGUGUUCUUGAGAUUGAACUUGAAUGUGUUCCUCUUACUCAAUAGAAACACAAUUUUGAAGCAUAUAAUAAAAUAUCUCAUGAAUAUUAAUUUGUUUAUCGAUUAUUA
This is a messenger RNA of Cicer arietinum (chickpea), 1570 nucleotides long. Its product is annotated as probable ADP-ribosylation factor GTPase-activating protein AGD11. Gene Ontology annotation, molecular function: GTPase activator activity; phospholipid binding. The record is from RefSeq and is a predicted model, not a curated record. Lineage: Eukaryota; Viridiplantae; Streptophyta; Magnoliopsida; Fabales; Fabaceae.